This is a messenger RNA of Daphnia pulex (common water flea), 1515 nucleotides long. Its product is annotated as zinc metalloproteinase nas-13-like. Gene Ontology annotation, molecular function: zinc ion binding; metalloendopeptidase activity. The transcript has 10 exons. Gene Ontology annotation, biological process: proteolysis. NCBI's taxonomy places the organism in Eukaryota, Metazoa, Arthropoda, Branchiopoda, Diplostraca, Daphniidae. The record is from RefSeq and is a predicted model, not a curated record. Bases 1 to 1515 code for a protein of 504 amino acids.
AUGGCAUCCAACACAGUCACAUUUCUGGUCGUAGCGACAAUGACUUUCUUAGUUUUCACUUCGUGUCUGGCCACUUCCGACCCAAAUCUCUACGUAAAUAACACUCAAGAACUGGAAACCAGUGAAAACCGUGCUGCUGCUGCGGCUGAUAAUACGGGGAAAUCCCUGAGUUUGUCGGAUCUAGUUUACGGCACGUCUGCUGCAGCAUCCAACCGCCAGUCCGAUGCUGUCGGUUACCUAACUGAAGAGGAUUUCCGAAACGCCCUCGCUGUUGAAGACAGUAGCGACGUCACCAAUCCCAAUUGGAACGCAGACCAUCAGCAUCAAUCAUCCAAUUUGUUCGAGGGUGACAUUGCCGGUGUCAAGUCGGCCAGAGAGCUGCGCAAUGCCAUUAGCGGUGUCAAUUUCCGUUGGCCGGAUGCUGUCAUCCCUUACGUCAUUACAUCCUCAUACACCCCAAGCGACCGCAGUAUAAUCGCCAGAGCCAUGAUGGAAUAUCACAACAAGACUUGCAUCCGCUUCGUUCCCAGAACUAUCCAGCCAGAUUACAUCAUCAUCAAAACCACAGGAUCUGGGUAUUAUUAUAAAUCAAUCGUGCUGGCUUAUUAUUAUUAUAAUAGCCCACAGGCCAUGUCGCCUCAGCAGUGUAACAGUAACAUUGGGCGAACGGGUGGGUCUCAGGUAGUGUCGCUGGAUCAAGGCUGCGUUCACGUGUCGCUGAUUAUUCACGAGCUGAUGCACGCCGCUGGCUUCUUCCACGAGCAAUCGCGAACCGACAGGGACGAUUACGUCGUCAUCAACUACGGAAACAUUCAAACAGGCAUGCAAAAUAACUUUAACAAGCUUGGACCCGACAUGAUUGAAUUUUUGGGGACUUCGUAUGAUACAGGCUCAGUGAUGCAUUAUGAUCAAUUCGCUUUUGCCAAAGAUCGAAACGUCCCCACCAUUUACUCGAAGACGGGCAGUAGCCUGGGUAAUACACAGGGAUUUAGUCAGAACGAUGUCUUGAAAUUGAAUCUGAUGUACCAAUGCAGCCCUGUUGUCGAGACUACUACUGCUAUGGCAACCACCCCAUCAACGACAGUCGCGACGACAGUGACCGACUCAACAACCGUCGUCCCCACGACAGUUACCACAUCAAUUCAAAUGUCGACGACAACGACAUCAAUUCCAACUACGGAAAGUACAACCCAAGGGACCACAACAUUGACAAAUGGACCGACUCAAAUGCCUUUUACGACCACAACGACGUCUCAAGUGACAACCGGCCCAGAAUGUGAGGACAGACUGGCUGGAUGCGACGUGUGGUUUGACGAUGGCUUCUGCGAAAACAGCACCGAUCUGAUGAGCGUCUUCUGCAGGAAAACUUGCGGAUUUUGCUCCACUCGUCCUGAAGUCUGCCUGGAUGUCAUUUCAUUUUGCCCUCAAUGGGCCAACAGCGGACUGUGCAUUGCUAGCCAGGAAUUCAUGCUGGCCAAUUGCCCAAAAUCUUGCGACUUUUGUAAGGCAUCUUAA